Molecule: messenger RNA, 1101 nt
Organism: Halteromyces radiatus
Lineage: Eukaryota; Fungi; Mucoromycota; Mucoromycetes; Mucorales; Cunninghamellaceae
Product: aquaporin-like protein
Exons: 5
Coding region: 1-1101 (366 amino acids)
Biological process (GO): water transport; glycerol transmembrane transport
Cellular component (GO): plasma membrane
Molecular function (GO): water channel activity; glycerol channel activity
Source: RefSeq, a predicted model, not a curated record
AUGGAAUCAGAUAUGAAAUCAAUUGAUCAUCCUCGACCUCCUCUUACACGAACUCAUUUAUCAGAAUCAACAUUAACAGAUAAAUCAAUGGCACCUUCUGCAAUGAUCAUUGAUGUUGAUUACCUAGAGGAUCAUCAUCAUCAUCAUCAUCAUCAUCAUCAUCAUCUUAGACAUUCAGCACCAAUGAUGUCUACCUCUCCUUCUAAUACUGCCGUUAAUCCUCCUGCUGAUUUAUUACAAGCUCUUCGAAAUAUUAAGGAACCUAUAGAUUCAUCCCCAUCAGCUCCACAUUCCUCAACCUUUUAUUCCAUUUGUGCUAGAAAUUGUCGUCAUUUUCGAUAUAAAUAUCGUCAGUUCUUUGCAGAAUUUUUGGGUACUUUUGUCAUGAUGAUUCUUAUCAAUGGCAUCUGUGCUGAACAAACAUUAGAUGUUGGUUCUUCUAAAUCUUGGUUGACUUCUUCUUUUGGAAUAGGGUUGGCUGUAUUAGUGGCAAUCAGUAUUUCUGGUCAUAUAUCAGGAGGACACUUGAAUCCAGCGGUGACACUUACUUUUUGGAUGUACAGUGGAUUUCCACGACAUAAAGUAUUGAUGUACAUCACGGCGCAAAUCCUUGGUUGUUUCUGUGGAGCAGCUGUUUUAUAUACGAUGAUUCGUCCAGCCAUAGAUAUGUUUGAUCAAGGUCAUCGACAGAUUGUAGGUCCUCAAGCAACAGCAGGUAUUUUUGCCACUUAUCCCCCGUUGUAUGCUGGUCCUGCAACGGCAGUGGCUUCCGAAAUCAUUGGCACCGCUCUCUUACUCUUACUCAUCAUGGUCACUGGUCAUCCCAACAAUAUGCCUUUUUGUUCCAUGCAAGGCGUCAUGAUCGCUGCUGGUUUGAUGGUGAUCUGUUUGGCCUUGGGUUAUACUUCUGGUUUUUCUUUAAAUCCAGCUCGUGAUUUAGGUCCUCGUCUUUUUACUGCCAUGGCAGGUUGGGGACCUGGCGUCUUCACCGUAGCCAAUUAUUAUUCAUUUAUACCCACAUUUGCCCCGAUCAUUGGUGGAUUGGUUGGGGGUUUGAUUUAUAAAUUAUGUAUUGAUCCAUUUGAUCCUCCUAGUCUUUGA